This is a messenger RNA of Morus notabilis, 859 nucleotides long. Its product is annotated as protein C2-DOMAIN ABA-RELATED 4. NCBI's taxonomy places the organism in Eukaryota, Viridiplantae, Streptophyta, Magnoliopsida, Rosales, Moraceae. The coding region runs from base 134 to 673 and encodes 179 amino acids. The record is from RefSeq and is a predicted model, not a curated record. The transcript has 3 exons.
GCAACCAAACAGUACUGUGAGCACUCAAUCAAGCAGUUGACAGUCUCAGAUUAAAAGCAAAGGCUGAAAAACAACAAAUCUCUCACUCUAUAAUUACUCAUAGGAUUCAUUUUGAAGCAAUUGUAUCAUUUUUAUGAUACAAAUACAAAUACAAAUUGUAAGUAUCAAAUUUAUAAUGGAGAACUGGUUGGGACUUCUGAGAAUUCACAUAAAAAGGGGAGUAAACCUCGCUAUCAGAGACACAAGAAGCAGCGAUCCCUAUGUUCUUCUCAAGCUGGGCAGGCAGAAGUUGAAGACUCGUGUGGUCAAGAAAAAUUUGAAUCCAGAGUGGAAUGAACUUCUAACUCUAUCAGUUUCAGACCCAAAUACUCCAAUCAAGCUUUUUGUAUAUGACAAGGACACAUUCAGUUUCGACGACAAAAUGGGAGACGCGGAGUUUGAGAUUGGCCCGUUUCUGAAUGCCUUAAAGAUGCGUUUGCAGGGCCUCCCAGAUGGAACCAUAAUCUCAAAAGCACAACCCACUAGAAAGAACUGCCUUGCUGAAGAGAGCAGAAUUGUAUUCUCUAAUGGAAAACUUGUUCAAGACUUGGUUCUGAGAUUGAGAAAUGUGGAGUGUGGUGAAGUUGAGCUUCAAUUGCAGUGGAUUGAUGUUCCCACUUCAAAGGGCUUGUAGACAUUAAAAUAAAUAUAUAAUAUUUAAGUUCCUUCAGUUUCCCCAUAGAACAUUACAAUUUAUAGCAUAAAAAUAUAGUCAUGUGUAUGUCUUUUGAAGGAUCCUGCCAUGUCAUUUGGUAUUCUGGAUCAGAAAGAAGAUAUUUCUUUCUUCUUUAUCCACAAAGAACAUCAAUAAAAUAAAAGA